AUGGGCAGCGCCGGCCCCGGGCUGACCGCUCUGCCCCCCGGCCGCCUCGCCCGGCCCGACGCUGCCCCCCUGCCGCCCCCCUGGGACCCCAGCGCCCGUGCCUGGGGCUGCCCGGACAGCCCCAGCCCCCCCAGCACCCCCGAGCAACCUCUCCCAGCCUUCUGCCUCCACUACUUCGACAUGCUCUACUCGGAGGACAUCGCCUGGGCUUCCAAGGGCAUGGGGGAGACGUCCCAGAGCGGUGCCCCCGGGGGGCGAGGCGAGGCGCAGAAGGAGCCGGAGCAGUGCCCCGUCAUCGACAGCCAGGGUUUGGGGCUGGGGGCCGAGGGGGACCUGCAGGGCGGCCUCCCCUUGGAGGAGCACUCGCUGGAGCAGAUGCAGAGCAUGGUGGUGGGCGAAGUGCUGAAGGACAUCGAGACGGCCUGCAAGCUCCUCAACAUCGCCGCAGACCCCGCGGACUGGAGCCCCGGCAACGUGCAGAAGUGGAUCCUGUGGACGGAGCACCAGUACCGGCUGCCGCAGAUCGGGAAGUCCUUCCAGGAGCUGUCGGGGAAGGAUCUGUGCGCCAUGUCCGAGGAGCAGUUCUGCCAGCGCUCGCCCGUCUGCGGCGAUGUCCUCCACGCUCACCUCGACAUCUGGAAGUCCGCCGCGUGGAUGAAGGAAAAAGCUGCCCCGGGGGAUGUCAGAUACUGCGGGGGUGACACCAGCUGGGCGGACAGCGAGGUGGACUCGUCCUGCGCCGGCCAGCCCAUCCACCUCUGGCAGUUCCUCAAGGAGCUGCUGCUGAAACCCCACAACUACGGGCGCUUCAUCCGCUGGCUCAACAAGGAGAAAGGCAUCUUCAAGAUCGAGGACUCCGCGCAAGUGGCUCGCCUGUGGGGCAUCCGGAAGAACCGCCCGGCCAUGAACUACGACAAGCUGAGCCGCUCCAUCCGGCAGUAUUACAAGAAGGGCAUCAUCCGGAAACCCGACAUCUCCCAGCGCCUCGUCUACCAGUUCGUCCACCCGGUCUGAGCGGCGCAGGAGGGACAGGGGACCCCCGCCGCCUCCCUCUGCCUCCCCGACCUCACGAACCAGCAGCCAGCACUUAAGGACCGGGGCUGGGGUACCGGGAGGCUCAACCCCGCCGGCCACGGAUUGCAGGGACCCCCCCGCCCCCAGACCCCAGCCUUGGAGCGGGGACGAGCCUCCAGCUCCGAGACCACCCCCGGAGUGCCCAGCUCCGGGGCCAGGACCCUGCACGGAGCCUUCGUCUCCCGCGAGCGCUCCUGGCUGAGGGUGGCUGUGGAUUUUGGGGCCGGCGGAGGAGACGGGGAUUUGACCGGGACAAGAUAAGGGCUGAUGUGUUUGUGGCUGGGGUGGGGGCUGCCCGAAGCCUUGGUGCCUUUCAGCAGGGAUCAGGGUGGGAGCGUGGACACCCCGGUGUCCUGCCUGCGGGUGUCUUGUUGUCCCCACGCGCCGUCCUCCCUCCUCUGCAGCCUUGGGCAUCAGCAGGACACGGGGCCAAGAGCAGCCCCCAGCAGGAGACCCCAAAAUCCCCAUGGCAUCGCUUGUCCCAGCACGGGGGACCACCAGGACCACGCUCCCCUGCAGCCAAACCCUGUCCCCACGCCACCACCAGGCUGUGGGGCCUGUCCCCUUCGGCGCUGGUGACCCCGUGCGCUGCAGCAGGGCUGCUCCGGAUUCACCCCAAAACCCAGCUCCUGGCUGUUGGGGAUGGGGUGGGGGGGAUCUGCC
Cygnus olor (mute swan) is the source of this 1737-nucleotide messenger RNA. RefSeq names its product SAM pointed domain containing ETS transcription factor (gene SPDEF). The transcript is spliced from 5 exons. Gene Ontology annotation, cellular component: nucleus. Gene Ontology annotation, biological process: regulation of transcription by RNA polymerase II; cell differentiation. Gene Ontology annotation, molecular function: DNA-binding transcription factor activity, RNA polymerase II-specific; sequence-specific DNA binding. Bases 1 to 1014 code for a protein of 337 amino acids. NCBI's taxonomy places the organism in Eukaryota, Metazoa, Chordata, Aves, Anseriformes, Anatidae. The record is from RefSeq and is a predicted model, not a curated record.